ACCGAUUUUCAAUUUUGGUAGCCAAAAUUUGAUUUGAUAUAGCAUUAAAUAUAAUUAUCCUGAAUUUUUAAUUAAUAAGAAAAAGUGGCGUUGAUGCACUUAGACCACAAUGCAUCAACGACAUAAUUUUCAAAUUGCAUUCUGCAAGCUACGGGUGUUUGCCAAAGUGAGAACGCUAUACUUUCUAUUGCUUGAAGAAAUAUACACAAUAAAAAGCUGAGAAACUGAAAUGACGAAUAACUGAUUAGCACAUUGCCCUUCCGUGCACUGUCAAUUAUUGUACUGAAAAAAAAACAUCAAGUGGAGAAGCCGUGCAUCUUUCAACAAACAAGAAUUGUAUGGAAAAGAAACAGAAAGUAUAUAGUCGAAUCAACCACUUUCAGUACACGUAUACAGCUAUUUCCUCUUGCCGACCAUUCAAUAUAACCCCAGAGCAGCUACAAAAAUUGGCGCAGAUUUGUAGCAAAUCAAUAUUACGUUCAUUCAACAAAACAAAUAAAAUAAUUAUGCCAGAAGAGCAAAAGCCUCAAGUUGUAUUUGUGUUGGGCGGCCCCGGCGCUGGCAAAGGAACACAAUGCUCCAAUAUCGUAGAGCGUUUCCAAUUUGUACAUCUCUCUGCCGGUGAUUUACUGCGCGAAGAACGUGCACGUGAGGGUUCCCAAUAUGGCACAUUAAUAGAAAGCUACAUACGCGAUGGUAAAAUCGUGCCUGUUGAAGUAACAUGCUCACUGCUGGAAAAAGCGAUGCAAAACUCGGGCAAAAAUAAGUUCCUCAUCGACGGUUUUCCACGUAACCAAGAUAACCUUGACGGCUGGACACGUCAGAUGUCGGACAAAGUCGAUUUCCUAUUUGUGUUGUUCUUUAAUUGCGCUGAAGAUAAAUGUGUGGAGCGUUGUUUGGCUCGCGGUCAAGCUGGUUCCGGACGCAGUGAUGACAAUUUAGAGAGUUUAAAGAAGCGUAUACAAACGUACAACAACGAUUCAUUACCGAUUAUCAAGCACUAUGAACAACUUGGAAAAGUGAAACAAAUCGAUGCUAUUCCAAGUGCUGAUGAAGUUUUCAAGAAUGUAGAAAAAGUGUUUGUCGACGCAGGUUUCCAAUAGAAGGGCUACGUGCAAUUAAGUAUACAGCCACUACACCUACCUUGAUCUGCAAUAUCAUCCAGGUUAAAAUGUUGCGGAAAUUGUUACUAUUGCAUAUUAAAUUGUAUCGAAUUGGAUAUUAGAAAAUACUUAAUUUUACAUACGCAUGUACAUUAAAACGUGUGGUGUUUUAAUCGUUUUAAAGUAUAUGUACUCAAGGUCACGUUCUGUAUACUUGCCAAUGAAGCCUAAAUUUAAAUUAUUCUACAACUGUUUGUUUACUAUUGAUAACAGUAAUACCGUAUUCUUACGAUAGGGUCAGUUUGUGAACACUAUGCUUAUUGUAUGCAAUUUAGUUAUAAGUCAUGCAAAUAUAUUAAAAAAUAUGUAAUAUUUGUGUUUUGCAAAGUUGUUAAAUAAAUUUCAAAGGUAUAUUAUCGGUCAAACAUGCAUUAUUUGCAAACACACACACACGUUUGUACAAAUUAGGCUUGAUAAGAAUGACUAGCCCUUUAUAUAAAAGCGAAAUUUCAUUGGGCGAGCGGCUGAUAUUAAGAAAGCUCCAUAAAGUAAUACAACUUUUAGAAAGAGAAGGCAGGGAGAGGUACAUUCAGUGACGUCUGUGAAACUGCUGUGCGCUUAUAAGAUAAGACGAUACUUGAAAAAAAAUUACAUACAAAACAAAA
Molecule: messenger RNA, 1768 nt
Organism: Bactrocera oleae (olive fruit fly)
Lineage: Eukaryota; Metazoa; Arthropoda; Insecta; Diptera; Tephritidae
Gene: Cmpk
Product: cytidine/uridine monophosphate kinase Dak1
Biological process (GO): 'de novo' pyrimidine nucleobase biosynthetic process; CDP biosynthetic process; UDP biosynthetic process
Cellular component (GO): cytoplasm; nucleus
Molecular function (GO): ATP binding; UMP kinase activity
Source: RefSeq, a predicted model, not a curated record